Molecule: messenger RNA, 2278 nt
Organism: Acromyrmex echinatior (Panamanian leafcutter ant)
Lineage: Eukaryota; Metazoa; Arthropoda; Insecta; Hymenoptera; Formicidae
Product: tetratricopeptide repeat protein 12
Biological process (GO): sperm axoneme assembly; axonemal dynein complex assembly
Cellular component (GO): cytoplasm; centrosome
Molecular function (GO): protein binding
Source: RefSeq, a predicted model, not a curated record
CAAGCAUUGGUGCAAUCUCGAGGAAAAUGGAGGAAAUUAUCACGUGACCGUGCAGUGACGUAUUCACGCAUGCGUACGAAAAGUCCCGCCGGAAAAAUCCACCUCUACAAUCUAACAUCUUCGUCUCAGCUCCAUCUUUAAUAUCUCCAUCCCCAUCUUUGGCUUCGUGACGUGACGACGACAAUGCACGACAACAGCGGCACGUGGUGUCAUGGCGAAUAUAGUUGUUAGAAACACCGAAUAUCCCGCAUUACCUGAUCACGAGAUCUCUGACUUGAAGAGUUGACUUAAAAGCGCAACAAUGAAGGAGGAUUCCCUGCUGAGCUUCAAAUGGCAGAGCUUCCCAUCGCACAUGGUGGGCUCACUCGACACUUGUUACGAGAAACAGCAAUUCGUUGAUCUCUCCCUGGCGUGUAAGGAUGGUACAAUCCUUAAAUGUCAUAAGAUGGUACUGGCUAAUUCGAGCUCCUUCUUCCGCCGAUUACUCUUGGCUAACGAUCAUCCACAUCCGAUGAUCGUCCUGCACGACAUCGAGGCCGAUGAUCUCAAGACUCUUCUAAAUUUCAUGUACUGUGGCGAAAUACAAAUAGUGCAGAGCGAGGUUAGAAGGCUACUGAAACUCGCCGAGACAUUUGAAGUCACUGGGCUCCGUCACAUCCCGCCAUCGCUGCUAUCCGAAGGUUCCAAUAACAAGGAGCACUGCGACGUGUUGAAGAAGAUGACGACGGUGUCGCGAUUGAAAUUGGAGGAAGCCAAGAACUCACCUAGUAGAAGCAAUGUCAGCUCAGAACAUGAGAUAAGCACGAAAACACAGAAUAAAACGAUUUCGCAGAUGAAAUUUGUUCCGAAGACAAAUCCUUACAAAACCAGCCAAUCCUUACAGCCAGCCAAAGUUCCUCAGGAAACGCCGAAGAACGAAGAGAUUAACAUAAGCGAGUUGUGUCAACGACUAGAGACUAGCAAUUCCGGUAUCAGUAUUAUAGACAUUAACGAGCCAAGUACAAGUAGAGGAGUGCGAAGAAUGUCCCCGAUGCAGCGAAAGAGAAAAGAUUUUCCGACGCAUCCCGAGAUCAGUUGGCCAAGUGUGUUAUCCACAAUAACAAACAAACCAUUAUCUUUUCAGAAAGUGCGUUGUAUUAUGGAUGAAGUAGAGAUCACAGCAGGAAAGCCAUCUACUUCUGUGCCAGACAAUAAAAUAAACGAACCUUUAGAUAGAAGAAAAGUUAAAAAAAAUUCGAGUGAAGAUAACAAUUUAAGUACAGUUUACAUAAAGGACGAAAUUGACAUAUCUUCCGAUAUGGAAGAAGAUGUUGACAUGGAUCCUUUAGAAGUUGACGAAAUUGACAAUGAUAACUUGGAAAGCAGUAAAACCACGCAACAGUUUUAUCCUCAGAUGUUGGUCCAUUCAUUAAAUAAGAACGCUCAUCAUAAAGAAUUUUUACCUAGAAAAGAUUCAAACAGUAUGGAUAUGAAUAUGAAGAAUAAAGUAAAUUGUGAUAAAACAGAACUGGCAAAUGAUAUUGUUAAUAAAUUAAAUCCUGAUGAACAUGUAACAGAAGAAGAAUUUCAAAAUUUCAUGCAUCGUGUCACUGAAGUAGAAAAAAUCGUGAAGAAAUUAGCACCUUCCGAUCAACAAGAACAAGAAUGUGGGAAAAAAUUAGCCGAUGAAAUUUUAAAACAAGGUGUUGAAAAAGAAGUCUAUGGAGAUAGUGAAGUAAAAGUUAAAACUGAUCGAUCAGUAAUUAAUAAAUAUCCGUCGAAGGAACAUGAUUCAAACAAUGAUCCGAACCAAAUGUCGCGAGAGGUAUUCAUGAAGAGUGUGGAAAAAGAUGCUAAAAAACGAGCUGAAGAACGUAAGAUUAGAAAUGAACGGGCAGAAACGUUAAAGAGAAUUGCAAACGGUGCAUUUAAAGAAGGCGAUUACGAGAAGGCCGUGACUUAUUAUAGCAAAGCAUUGGAACAACGUAAAGAUUCUUCUGUAUUGUGGAAUAAUCGCGCGUUAUCGUAUAUGAAUCUCGAAUUAUUCGAAAAAGCCUUGCACGACUGCGAGUGGACAUUAAAACUGAGUGACUCAAAUUUAAAAGCUCUUUUGUAUAGCGCUAAAUGUUAUAUGCAUCUCAGAAAUAGGGAAAAGAGUAAAGAAUAUAUAAGGAUGGCCAAAGAAAAGAAUCCUCAUUUCAACAAAUUUAUCGAUGAAUUUCAAGAAAAUAUAGAGCUUCAAUUUAACAAAUCCAAUGUUCAGAUAAUCAAUGAUGAAAUAUAGUAGCUUCUUUCUCCA